CUCGUGACAGUCGAACGUGUUUCAUUCGUACCUUCGCAUUUCUCUCUCGCCAAUUAACAUUCUUCGCAACCAAGUAAACAUUUCACAACAAUCGCCGCAAAAAGCCCCAAAUUCCAUCAACUUCUGGAAAAUCUCCCGAAACGCAUCGAAAUUGUCGCAAAUCACUGCGUAACAUUGCGAAAUAAUUUCACAAGAGGCAAAACCCGGCAGCUGCACAACUCACAGCAACCUGACUGUAUCUAAAUUCACACACAAAAAAAGAGAGUGAAGUUGCGAUAUUUCUUGCGAACACAAAAAUUUGCUCCGAAAACAAAUUUUAACUCGCGUCAACUGAUCCGCGUCGACUUGCCGUUCGAAGCUCCGUCAACGCCGCAUCAAGAUAACUGAACAUCACAUAAAAAAGUAAAAAUAAAGGAAAAAUUUGUAAUUUAUAAAAAAAAAUAUUAAAUGGCUGCCCCAAGUACCCCAAAUACGGCGCCAACAGCUUCAGCAACGCCCGUCGUUCCGUGGUCGAACAACAAAGACGAAUACGAGCUUUACGAGGUAAUUGGCGUUGGAGCGACAGCUGUGGUGCAUGCAGCCUUGUGCAAGCCACGCAACGAAAAGUGUGCCAUCAAACGAAUAAAUCUCGAGAAAUGGAACACGUCGAUGGACGAGCUGCUGAAGGAGAUUCAGGCGAUGUCGAGUUGCAAUCACGAGAAUGUCGUGACGUAUCACACGUCGUUCGUGGUUAAAGAAGAGCUGUGGCUGGUACUGCGUUUGCUGGAGGGCGGCUCGUUGCUCGAUAUCAUCAAACAUCGCAUGCGAACUGCGAAUUGCAAACACGGGGUCUUCGAUGAAGCAACAAUUGCGACAGUUUUGAAGGAAGUUUUGAAGGGUUUGGAAUAUUUCCAUAGCAACGGUCAAAUUCAUCGCGAUAUAAAAGCGGGAAAUAUCCUCUUGGGCGACGACGGAACAGUUCAAAUUGCGGAUUUCGGGGUCAGUGCCUGGCUUGCCACAGGCAGAGACCUCUCGCGGCAAAAAGUGCGACACACUUUCGUCGGUACGCCAUGUUGGAUGGCGCCCGAAGUGAUGGAACAAGAUCACGGUUACGAUUUCAAGGCGGAUAUUUGGUCAUUCGGUAUCACCGCUAUCGAAAUGGCAACUGGUACUGCACCCUAUCACAAAUAUCCGCCCAUGAAAGUGCUCAUGUUGACGUUGCAAAAUGAUCCGCCCACUCUGGAUACGGGCGCCGACGAAAAAGAUCAGUACAAGGCUUAUGGCAAGACAUUCCGCAAGAUGAUUGUCGAAUGUUUGCAAAAGGAGGCAUCGAAACGCCCGACCGCCAGUGAGCUACUUAAGCAUCCGUUCUUCAAGAAAGCCAAGGACAAGCGAUAUCUCGUGCAAACGUUGCUUUCGACAGGCCCCUCGAUGGAAACGCGCGUCAAUAAAGCCGCGAAACGACAACCCGGCGCAUCGGGACGCCUCCAUCGGACCGUUACCGGCGAGUGGGUUUGGAGCUCCGAAGAGGAAGACAAUGCUCAACACUCUGCCAGUGACUCCGAGAGUGAGGAUCGCCCGAUGAACAAAAUAAUUCACGACGCGUCGUCGGGCAGCGAACCCGAAGAUAAUUCAGACCCGCAACAAGGGGGCGCUGCUGCUGCGGCGCCAUCUGUCGAUGAACCGCCACCCGUUAAUCUCGUGCUGCGCAUGCGCAAUGCAAAUCGCGAGCUUAACGACAUCCGCUUCGAAUUUGCCGUCGACAAGGAUUCCGCCGAGGGCAUUGCCACGGAACUUGUGGGCGCGGGACUCGUUGAUGGGCGCGACAUUGUCGUCAUGGCGGCAAACCUGCAGAAACUCAUCGAGGCACGACAUCAGAUGAAAACCGUUACAUUUCAAUUGAAUUCAGGCUAUGGCACUGGCGAAAUUCCCGACGAAAAAUCACUUAUUGGCUUUGCACAAAUAUCAAUCACAGAUUAAUAAUAAUUGAAAAAAAAAAUUUUUUAGCGUUAAAAUAAUAAUAAUAAUAAUAACAUGUUUCAUAUUAUAAAAAAAAAUAAUUUUAAACAAAAAAAUGCGUGUAACUGUGUAUCAUGAGAAUACAAAUUUAUUGUCGUCUUAGUUUAAUUUUUACUGUUAGUUUGUAUCAACAAGUCGUAAAACGAUUAAAGUUAUACAAGAAACCUCUUCUGUUCACUCGUAAUUUUUAAUUAAAAUAAUUUAUUAUUUAAAACAAUGCAAUAAACUUAUAAUCUUCCUCUAAAAAUGUCUAAAAAAAAAGAAACGGCUGAAAUACACCAGUUGUGCCAUGUAUCUUUUAACUAAACUACAAAUAUCAAAAAAAAUCUUAGAAACUAAAAAAAAAACAAAAACCCCGUUAAUCAAUUUAAAUCUGGUCAAAAAAUCAAUUAUUUAGCUUUAAAGACAAAAAGAGGUUAAGU
Molecule: messenger RNA, 2420 nt
Organism: Culicoides brevitarsis
Lineage: Eukaryota; Metazoa; Arthropoda; Insecta; Diptera; Ceratopogonidae
Gene: fray
Product: STE20/SPS1-related proline-alanine-rich protein kinase
Exons: 2
Coding region: 448-1959 (503 amino acids)
Biological process (GO): activation of protein kinase activity; protein export from nucleus; protein phosphorylation
Cellular component (GO): serine/threonine protein kinase complex
Molecular function (GO): ATP binding; protein serine/threonine kinase activity; protein serine/threonine kinase activator activity
Source: RefSeq, a predicted model, not a curated record